Acanthosepion pharaonis is the source of this 1158-nucleotide messenger RNA. NCBI's taxonomy places the organism in Eukaryota, Metazoa, Mollusca, Cephalopoda, Sepiida, Sepiidae. The record is from the annotation of a GenBank genome assembly.
AUGUCUAUCACUGGUGAAUAUCUCUGUCAACAGCUUCUCUAUAUCUAUCUAUCUAUCUAUCUAUAUAUAAAAUUUGAAAAGAAAGAAACUAUCUAUCUAUCUAUCUAUCUACAAAGUAAAUUUGAAAAAGAAAGAAACAUCGAUCUAUCUAUCUAUCUAUCUAUCUAUCUACAAAGUAGUAAGAAUUUGAAAAAGAAAGAAACUUCGAUCUAUCUAUCUAUCUAUCUACAAAGUAGUAAGAAUUUGAAAAAGAAAGAAACUUCGAUCUAUCUAUCUAUCUAUCUACAAAGUAGUAAGAAUUUGAAAAAGAAAGAAACAUCGAUCUAUCUAUUUAUCUAUCUACAAAGUAGUAAGAAUUUGAAAAAGAAAGAAACAUCGAUCUAUCUAUCAUCAUCUAUCUAUCUACAAAGUAGUAAGAAUUUGAAAAAAGAAAGAAAACUUCGAUCUAUCUAUUCAUCUAUCUACAAAGUAAAACAUCGAUCUAUCUAUCUAUCUAUCUAUCUACAAAGUAGUAAGAAUUUGAAAAAGAAAGAAACUUCGAUCUAUCUAUUUAUCUACCUACAAAGUAGUAAGAAUUUGAAAAAGAAAGAAACAUCGAUCUAUCUAUCUAUCUAUCUACAAAGUAAAACAUCGAUCUAUCUAUUUAUCUAUCUACAAAGUAGUAAGAAUUUGAAAAAGAAAGAAACAUCGAUCUAUCUAUCUAUCUAUCUAUCUAAGAAUUUGAAAAAGAAAGAAACUUCGAUCUAUCUAUUUAUCUACCCACAAAGUAAUUUGAAAAAGAAAGAAACAUCGAUCUAUCUAUCAUUCAUUCACAAAGUAAAUUUGAAAAGAAAGAAACAUCGAUCUAUCUAUUUAUCUAUCUACAAAGUAAAGAAUUUGAAAAAACAUGAUCUAUCUAUCUAUCUAUCCAAAAGAAAAAGAUCGAUCUAUCUAUCUAUCUAUCUACAAAGUAGUAAGAAUUUGAAAAAGAAAAGAAACUUCGAUUUAUCUAUCUAUCUAUCUAUCUAUUUAUCUACAAAAGUAAAAGAAUUUGAACAAGAAAGAAACUUCGAUCUAUCUAUCUAUCUAUCUAUCAAAAGUAGUAAGAAUUUGAAAAGAAAGAAACUUCGAUCUAUCUAUCUAUCUAUCUAUCUAUCUAUCUAUCUAUCUACAAAGUAG